CUGCAUCGAAACUUAACCCAUUUUGAUGCUGUUAACAUUUAUGUUAGCCUUAAAAGAUUAUGGUAGCAGUGAUGGUGAAAGUGGUUCUGAAAAUGAAAGUACUGUUGACAAUAAUGAAGACAAAAUAAAAGAGUAUGAUAAACAUAUUAAUAAUGACGAUGAUGUUUCUCCAAGAGAUUCAAUUUCUACUAUUGGCAAGUCGAUAAAUUCUAUUGGAUUACAAAUAUGUUCAGCACCAGAAGUUGUAUCCACGGGAACAGAGUUAUGCCUUAAACAUAUAGAUUCAACCGCAACUAUGGUUACGCAUAAUCCUAAGUACGAAGAACUGUUCGCUCCAGAUUUAGGCCCAGAAAAUCCAUUUAAAACUCAGCAACAACGAGCUACAAAAAACAUGCUUUCUGGUUAUGUUGAGAAAGCGUACAUCAGUGAAUUUCAAUUUGAGAAUCAAAGAAGGACAUUUACGAGUUAUGGAUAUGCUCUGGAUCCAACCGUUGAUGGUAGCGCAGAAGAAGGAAAAACAUUGAUUGGUGCUAAGGAAGCUGCAGAAGAAUCGGGUGGUAAAACAGUAUUUGAAAAUACAAUGUUAAGGCCUGCGGAUAAAAGAAAAAGACAUAGGAAUAAUGAUCCUGCAGAUAUCGAAGGAUUUUUAGGUCCUUGGGGUGGUUAUAUAGAUGAAAGACGAGUGGUUAAACCUACUCAAGAAGAAGCAGCGGAAUUGGAAGAGAUUUUAGCUAAAAGAAAUAAGAGAGGGAAACAAGUGGAAGAAAAACCACUUGAAGAAAAGACUGUAUUACAUAUUAAAGAUAGUGUGGAUUAUCAAGGAAGAUCAUUUCUACAUGCACCACAAGAUAUUGGUGUCAACUUAAGAUCAGAUUCACCACCUGAACGGUGUUUCCUACCAAAAGCACACAUUCAUACAUGGGAGGGUCACACAAAGGGUAUUUCUCAAAUAAGAUGGUUCCCACGAACUGCCCACUUGCUUCUUUCCUGCAGUAUGGAUUGUAGGGUUAAGUUAUGGGAAGUUUACAAAGAAAGACGAUGCGUUAGAACUUAUUACGGUCAUCGUCAAGCUGUACGUGAUGUAAGUUUUGACAAUGAUGGAAAGAGAUUUCUUUCUGCUGGCUAUGAUCGUUAUGUUAAAUUAUGGGACACAGAAACUGGCGCUUGUAUAAGCAGAUUUACGAGUAGAAAAAUUCCAUAUUGUGCUAAGUUUAAUCCCGAUCCAGAUAAACAACAUCUUUUUGUAGCUGGAACAAGCGAUAAAAAAAUUAUUUGCUGGGAUAUACGAUCUGGUGAGAUAACUCAAGAAUAUGACAGACAUUUAGGUGCAGUUAAUACAAUAACUUUUGUUGAUGAUAAUCGUAGAUUUGUUACUACUUCUGAUGAUAAAAGUCUUCGCGUUUGGGAAUGGGAUAUUCCUGUUGAUAUGAAAUACAUUGCUGAUCCUUCGAUGCAUUCGAUGCCAGCUGUUACACCAUCGCCUAAUCAAAAAUGGUUAGCUUGUCAAAGCAUGGACAAUAAAAUUGUGAUAUUCUCGGCCUUAAACAGAUUCAAAAUGAAUCGAAAAAAAACUUUUACUGGUCAUAUGGUUGCCGGUUAUGCUUGUGGUCUUGAUUUUUCUCCUGACAUGAGUUAUCUUGUAUCAGGAGAUGCAGAUGGAAAAUGUUACAUAUGGGACUGGAAGACAACAAAAUUAUAUAAAAAAUGGAAAGCGCACGACGGCGUAUGCAUUGAUGUUUUAUGGCAUCCACACGAACCAUCUAAACUAGCAACAGCUGGAUGGGAUGGAAAAAUAAAAUAUUGGGAUUAAUAUUUUAUAUUAAUAUGUAAAUUCUACCUCUUUGACUUUAUGCGAAUUAAUGUGCGUACGCACACUCAUGCGUCCAUCUACGUAUUAAGAUUGUACAUAUAGAAUUUGUAAUAAAUUUUUAAUUUUACUCUA
Molecule: messenger RNA, 1942 nt
Organism: Polistes dominula (European paper wasp)
Lineage: Eukaryota; Metazoa; Arthropoda; Insecta; Hymenoptera; Vespidae
Product: pre-mRNA-processing factor 17
Biological process (GO): mRNA splicing, via spliceosome
Cellular component (GO): catalytic step 2 spliceosome
Molecular function (GO): mRNA binding; protein binding
Source: RefSeq, a predicted model, not a curated record